Molecule: messenger RNA, 1371 nt
Organism: Fukomys damarensis (Damara mole-rat)
Lineage: Eukaryota; Metazoa; Chordata; Mammalia; Rodentia; Bathyergidae
Gene: Mfsd12
Product: major facilitator superfamily domain containing 12
Exons: 11
Coding region: 1-1284 (427 amino acids)
Biological process (GO): carbohydrate transport
Cellular component (GO): membrane
Molecular function (GO): symporter activity
Source: RefSeq, a predicted model, not a curated record
AUGCAGAUAAAGGUCGGCGCGCCCAGCGGUGAUUGGCCGAGGUGGCCGCUGAGCCGCGUGGGCGGUAGGCAGGAAAGACUGCCGGCGGUUGCUAGAGAUGGAGUUAAGGACCAGAGUCGUCGGCAGCAGGUAGAAGAGCAAGGUACCGUCUGCGUCCUGCUCUCGUUCCCCUUCAUCUUCAGCCCGUGCCUGGGCUGCGGGGCGUCCACCCCCGAGUGGGCAGCGCUGCUGUACUACGGGCCCUUCAUCGUGGUCUUCCAGUUCGGCUGGGCCGCCACCCAGAUCGCGCACCUCAGCCUCAUCCCGGAGCUGGUCACCAGCGACCACGAAAAGGUGGAGCUCACAGCUCUCAGGUACGCCUUCACCGUGGUGGCCAACAUCGCAGUCUACGGGGCCGCCUGGCUGCUGCUGCACCUGCAGGCCUCCUCCCACACAGGGGCCCCCGAGGACAUCACCGUGGGUGACCAGCUGGGCGCCCAAGAUGUUCCCGUGUUCCGGAACCUGUCCCUGGCAGUGGUAGGAGUGGGAGCCGUCUUCUCCUUGCUGUUUCACCUGGGCACCCGUGAGCGGCGCCGGCCUAGGCGGGUGGAGGACCCAGAUGAACACAGUCCCCUGAUCUCCUCAGCCACUGGGCCCCUGCUGCUCUGGAAACACUGGCUCCGGGAGCCUGCCUUCUACCAGGUAGGCAUUUUGUACAUGACCACGAGGCUCAUUGUGAACCUGUCCCAGACCUACAUUGCCAUGUACCUCACCUACUCCUUGCACCUGCCCAAGCGGUUCAUUGCGACCAUCCCUCUGGUGAUGUACCUCAGUGGCUUCUUUUCCUCCUUCCUCAUGAAGCCCCUCAACAGGUCCAUCGGGAGGAAUUUCACUUACUUUGUGGGGCUCCUGCUGAUCCUGGCCUUCGCUGCCUGGGUGGCGCUGGUCGAUGGGCUGGGCGUGGCGGUGUACGCGGCGGCUGUGCUGCUUGGUGCGGGCUGCGCCACCAUCCUGGUCACCUCGCUGUCCAUGACGGCCGACCUCAUCGGUCCCCACUCGCAAAGUGGAGCCUUCGUGUACGGUGCCAUGAGCUUCUCGGACAAGGUGGCCAAUGGGCUGGCCGUCAUGGCUGUGCAGAGCCUGCACCCCUGCCCCUCAGAGCUGUGCUGCAAGGCCUGCACGGGCUUCUACCACUGGGUCAUGGUGGCCGUGACGGGCGGCGUCAGCGUGGCCGCCACCCUGGUGCUCUGCAGCCUGCUGGUCUGGCCCAUCCGCCUUCGGAACCAGAACCGAGACCGGCCGUGACUCAGUGGGCUCCACAGCUGCACGGAUGGAGGGACCACGUGCACUGCCUUGGGGACAGUCCCGCGGGGCGGCUCCGGUGCUGCCCUC